Dreissena polymorpha is the source of this 615-nucleotide messenger RNA. RefSeq lists its product as uncharacterized. The transcript is spliced from 3 exons. The record is from RefSeq and is a predicted model, not a curated record. NCBI's taxonomy places the organism in Eukaryota, Metazoa, Mollusca, Bivalvia, Myida, Dreissenidae. The coding region runs from base 88 to 615 and encodes 175 amino acids.
UUUACACCGCCGCCAUUUUGUUUGGCAAACAAACGCACUUACGCUUGACCUACUACAGAUGACGAAUUCAUCUAUUUUUAGUAAAAUAUGGGUGUGUCAUGUUGGGUUAAAGGUUGCUGCAAUGGAGCAGAUAAUUCAGUAAGACGAGAUUUCUAUUCAAUUCCAACUGUCAGAGAAAAUGAAGGCGAUUUCACGAAAACUUUGAGCGAAGAUCGGCGACGACUGUGGCUGGCAAAUAUCAACCGGAAAGAUGCGCCGACAAAAUACUCGAAAAUCUGCUCCGAUCAUUUCAUAAACGGCAAACCGUCUAGUAUGUAUGAAAGAUCCAAUCCUGAUUGGGCCCCAACACUUCUUCUUGGAGAAGACCUGACACCAAGUAAAUCUUUGAAGAAAGAGAAGAAGAUAGAAACUAACAAAAAAAGAUACCAGAGGAAGUUGGAUAGGGAUGAGGUUCAAGAGAAGCACCAUGUGGCCAGAGCACUUAUUGAGUUACAGUCUGAAUCGCCUGAGAUUCAGGAAAUAUUCACAGCCGUGCCACUUGCCUCUGAGAGUACUUCCAAGCCCCCUAAUCACUCUGUCGAAAGUGAACUUUUGGAGAGCCCAUCUACUCCAUGA